GACAAACUCAGCGAGCCCACUCACAAAGCGCGAAUUGAGUAACUAACCCACUACCAGUGAAGACAAGACCAUCCCAUUGGGGGUUGAAUAGCCAAAAAAAAUCAAGGUCAGCUGAAUUGGUUCUUGUACAGGUUCACGUUUCACCAACGCGCAGAGAGAAACAAAGAUGCAGUAUUCCGCGAAACCGAGAUUGCUCCAUAUAUCAUCUCAACCACGCUCAAUAAUAAUAACCACGCGUUGCUAACACUCUACAUAUGCAAAAGAGCUAGUUCAUCAAUUUGAACGGGGGGAAUAUCGCUCCCUACCUGUUGAAUGAUCAUAUCAUCCAACAUCACCCAAACCAGGAGAAGAGGCAGCCUCUGCGGACCAGAGUGUUUCAAGGCGCGCGCCCCUCCUCCCUCCUACAGUUUGGAAUUAUCAAUCCUCAAAACCAUUCUUUCCCUUUGUUUCAAGUGGGAUAACGCGCGCGCCCUGUUCCCUGCCGUGCGUUCGCGGUGGAGUCUUACAGAUGAGAUGAUGUCUGACACAGCGAGGUCGAUCUUCGACCGCGCCACACAAAACGGGAUAUUGAGGGUUAUUGAUAUCACCAUGGAUAGUCAGUCACUUGGAGUGAAUGGAUAUGCCGGCAUAGAUUUGCCACUGAUGGUUUGAAGGGGACGGUGAGAAAAACUUGUGUGUGGGUGAUACAGCUAACAAGAUAACAACCCUGUAUGAGGCGAAGAUCCCAUCGGUGCUGAGCCGGAUCCUUGCGGUGGUGUGGCUUUUCUGAGGAAGAGAGUGUGAAGGGAUGUAGAAGUGUGGAUAUUUUCACCAUCCGUCAUGAUGACGGUAGUCGUGGCACUACCGGG
Blastomyces dermatitidis ER-3 is the source of this 848-nucleotide messenger RNA. RefSeq lists its product as uncharacterized. NCBI's taxonomy places the organism in Eukaryota, Fungi, Ascomycota, Eurotiomycetes, Onygenales, Ajellomycetaceae. The record is from RefSeq and is a predicted model, not a curated record. Bases 313 to 651 code for a protein of 112 amino acids. The transcript has a single exon.